AGAAAGUAAGAGGAAGAGCAGUUGACCGGAGAAGGAGUUGUAGGGCUCAACAGCGAGGUGACGAAAAACAAAGUAAAAAACAACCACUCAGACCACUUCUUCUCCGAUCUCUCUGUUCAUCGAUCUAUCUCAGUCACUUGCUAUUUGAGAUUAAGGAUGGAAUCAUCACCGUCGUCAUCGUCAGUGAUAACUCCAGAAGAUGUAAUGGGGACUUUGAUGAACGACGGCACAAUCGAUUCCAUGAGGUUGAAAAUCAUUACUCACCUCAAAGCUAAUGAAGAACUCAAAAAUACCACCAUAAAAAUGGUUGAACAAAGCAGGGUUCUUAACACCCCUGGUGCUGAAAAGCAGACCAAAAGAGAGCUAUUUGAUGCACUCCGGCAAGAACUUGAGACUUCAGUGCUUGAGAAAGCUUCUAAAUCAGUUUGGGAGCUUAUUUUGGAUAACAAUGGGAUAGGGAAGGAAAUAAGUGAAACUGUUGAACAAGUAUUCUGUCGGUUGAGUGGAAGAGAACCACCAUUAUUUGUGUCGGAUUUUGGACCUCAACCAGAGAAAGAGAAAGAGAAAAAGAGUGGGCAAGACAGGCAGAAAGAGGAAAGCCGGGAAACUGGAAAAGAUAAUUCUGAAUCUGCAGCAAAGAAGAGAAAAAUGAAUACAGAAGAGGGGAUUGAUGAAGCCGCUAGCAAAUCUAGUGACAAAUCAACCUCAUCAGAUGAUUCUAGUAAAAUGCUGCCACCAAAUGCAAAAAGUCAACACACUUCGUGAAUCGGCUCCAUUGUCUUAUCCAUCUUUUUUCAUCUUUUACACCAGUACUGCUUCUUCUACAUAUUUAACUUGUAACAUGGUCUGUUAAUACUAAAAUUAGAACUUUUCACUAGGUGUUAGGUUCUUUGAAAUCUAUGUAGCUGUAUCAGUUCAAAAAUUGAUUACUGGGCUUCCAGAAUGAGCAUUGCUUUACGUUUCAGUAGCGUGGAAUAUCUAGAACGCUCUUCUUU
Nicotiana tabacum (common tobacco) is the source of this 995-nucleotide messenger RNA. RefSeq lists its product as uncharacterized. NCBI's taxonomy places the organism in Eukaryota, Viridiplantae, Streptophyta, Magnoliopsida, Solanales, Solanaceae. The record is from RefSeq and is a predicted model, not a curated record.